Ipomoea nil (Japanese morning glory) is the source of this 663-nucleotide messenger RNA. RefSeq lists its product as uncharacterized. Lineage: Eukaryota; Viridiplantae; Streptophyta; Magnoliopsida; Solanales; Convolvulaceae. The transcript has a single exon. The record is from RefSeq and is a predicted model, not a curated record. Bases 1 to 663 code for a protein of 220 amino acids.
AUGUUGGCUUGUAAACCCGCCUCAACUCCUGUAGAGGUUAGUCACCAACUCACUCCUAACACAGGGAAACUUCUUGCAGACCCUUCCACAUAUAGACGACUUGUUAGUCGCCUACUCUACUUCACAGUCACUUGGCCAGACAUCACUUAUGUUGUUAAUCUCCUUUCACAAUUCACGUCUGCACCAUGUGACAUGCAUUGGCAAGCCGCACUUAGGGUUGUACGUUAUCUCAAAAGAUCACCAGAUCUUGGCAUUCUUUUAUCUACACAUUGCUCUUUAAAGUUUCAUGCCUAUUGUGAUGCUAAUUGCGCUUCAUGUCCAACCACACGACGCUCAACUACAGGAUACUGCACUUUUCUAGGAACAAACCCCCUAUCUUGGCGAACAAAGAAGCAAAGAACAGUAUCACGAUCCUCUGCUGAAGCUGAAUACCGUGUCAUGACCAAUGCAGCUAGUGAAAUCAAUUGGCUUCAAUUACUCCUAUCAGAAUUAGAUAUACCAGUUCAUCCUCCACAAUUGCAGUGUGACAAUCAAGCGUCUAUCCACAUUGACAAUAACCCCGUCUUUCAUGAAAGGACUAAACAUGUGGAAAUCGACUGUCAUUUCGUACGAGAGAAAAUCAAUGACGGAACACUAUGCACUACUUUCGUUCCAUCCAAUUAA